GGAGGAAGUUCGAGAGUUGCAAAAAAGGGUAGUACGGUUUACAUCAUGCAGUACGAGGGUUUUAAUCACUGUUGUGAUUGAAGAUUUUGUGUCACAAACAGCAAUCUCUCUGUAAGAAACGCAGCGCCUUUUAACCCGUGCUGAAUAAGUUAAAUUCGCUCACUCCAAGAGUCGCGAUGGAGGAUCAGGAUUCUGCACCCGCUUUGGCGUUUGAAAAGGACGCUUUUGAACUGACAGUGGAAGAUGUCUAUGACAUUUCCUAUGUGAUCGGAAGGGAUCUGCUCAAACUUAGCAGCGGGGGCAAAGAGGUUUCUGACCUGCAGUUUAAAAUUGUCCGGGUGCUGGAGGUGUUUGAAGCUUUAGUGAACCAGUCCAAUCUGUCGCUGGAGGAGCUCAAAAUGGAGAGAGACAAUCUGAAAAGUGAGGUGGAAAGGCUUCUUGGAGAAGGACCGAGUGACACGCAGGGCACGCAAACGUUUGGAACCGACAAGCUGGUGAUUGACCUGAAUGACCCCAACCGCCCCCGCUUCACCCUGCAGGAACUGAAAGACGUGCUACAGGAGCGCAACCAGCUCAAAGCGCAGCUGCUGGUCGCGCAGGAGGAGCUGCAGCUGUACAAGAGCGGGAUCCUCCCUCAAAGUGAGCAGCAGGCAGUGGAAGAGGAAAGGGCUGCCAGCACUGCAAGCAACACUAAAGAAGAGAAGACUGCAAUAAGAAAGCUGUUUUCAUUCAGUAGAAAAUAACCAAAUGAAUGAACACUGCAGAAUGAAUUCAAACUCACCUAGAGAACCACCUGCAUUACUG
Molecule: messenger RNA, 804 nt
Organism: Polyodon spathula (Mississippi paddlefish)
Lineage: Eukaryota; Metazoa; Chordata; Actinopteri; Acipenseriformes; Polyodontidae
Product: RILP-like protein 2
Exons: 4
Coding region: 177-743 (188 amino acids)
Molecular function (GO): protein dimerization activity
Source: RefSeq, a predicted model, not a curated record